Ahaetulla prasina is the source of this 6446-nucleotide messenger RNA. It is a transcript of the gene CFAP184, whose product is annotated as coiled-coil domain containing 96. The record is from RefSeq and is a predicted model, not a curated record. The transcript is spliced from 2 exons. Lineage: Eukaryota; Metazoa; Chordata; Lepidosauria; Squamata; Colubridae. Bases 45 to 1688 code for a protein of 547 amino acids. Gene Ontology annotation, biological process: cilium assembly. Gene Ontology annotation, cellular component: axoneme; ciliary basal body.
UGUUUACGGGGAGAGAGCGAGAGACAGACGAGUGGUUGCAUGCUAUGGAGGAGAUACAGGAGGAGGCGGAGGAGAUUUCUACUCCAACACCCCAAAAUCUGGAGGAUGUCGUUGUCCCGAUUUCCCCGGAACCACAGAAGUCGGCUACGGAUACGGAGACAACAGAGGCCGCGAAGAGUCUCCCUGCUGCAGAGCCGCCGACGCCGACGCCGACUCAGGAAGGAGCGGCAGACGAGGCGACCGCGGGAGAGAAGCCCCAACGGACGACCGAAGAGCCGCCAGCAUUAGAAGGAGCGGACAAGGAGCCUGCGCUGGAGGAGCAACCGGAGCGCGCAACCUCGAGCGAAGGUCUGGGGGGAGCCGAAGUCCCGAAGGAUGGGAAGGAGGACAAGAGGAGCCCCUCGGAGAUUCCUUCUCUGGAGAAACUGGAACAAGAGGGCGGGGAGCCAGAGGCUCCCUCCAGGUUAUCGCUCCUACGCGGCUUGCCCACCAGCGCCACCUUCGAGGAGGGCGAACCGGCGGAGCCGUCUCCGUUGCAGGUGGGCGUGGAACUGGGCCACAGGAUCAGCCGCAGCCUCUGGGAGCUGGAGCAGAGGCAAGCAAGCAGCCGCUCCUUAGUUGUGGGUGGCAGCCCGGAGAGCGAGGAAGGCGCGCUGGAAGGAGAGACGGAGGAGCAGAAGGAGCGGCGCGCGGCCGAGGAACAGCGGCGGCGAACCGAACUCAUGGAACAGUACCGGCAGCUGCUGACCGAGCGAGGCCGCCUCCGCAAUUACAACACGAAGCUGCAGGGCAAACUGGCCGAGUUCUUGAACAAAGCCAAGGGCAAGGAUCGCGUCCGAGAACUAGAGCACCACAUCUUGGACUGGGAGCAGCGCUACAGCCGCUACCUGGCCAUGUUAGAGAAGUUGCGUAGCCAGCAGGCGGAGGAGACGGCUUGGUACCAGAAGGAGAUCGAUGCUCUCCAGCGGUCCUGCGAUCAGAAAUUGACCAAAGUGGAGAGCGAAUGGAAGACCUACCAGGCGGUCAAGAAGGAAGUAGCUGUAUAUACUAUGGGGAGGCGGCUAGGGGGUAAACAAGCUGCCAUCAAGGAAGUGGACAAGAUUCAAGCUAAAGAACAAAGCAAGGAAAAGGAGAUGACGGAGGUACGUCUUGAAAAUAUAAAAUUGAAACACAGGAUCCAAAAACUUGAUGCAAGUCUAAAAGCCCAAGAAGAACUGGCAGAAGGUUUACAUUUAAUAGACUUUGAGCAGCUGAAGAUAGAAAACCAGACUUACAAUGAAAAGAUUGAAGAGCGUAAUGAAGAACUUCAGAAACUCCGGAGAAAGGUCACCAAUACAGUACAAGUCCUAUCACAAGUAAAAGAAAAACUGCAAUUUGUGGAAGCGGAGAAUCAAGGCCAGAAGGCUCAGCUAAUGGCAGUGGAAAGUCUAGUAGCGCAAAACAGAGAUAUAUUAACAAGGACAAAGCAGGCUCGUGAUAAAUUGAGAAUAGACAAUCAGAGGCUUCAACAGAAAUGUGGUUUACUUGGAAAUACAUUGUUAUUGAGGGACUUCGAGGAGAAAGUGGAUGCUGCUGAGAUACUAAAAAAGAAAUUGGAAAUACUGAAGCGUCAUCAUGCUGGAUUGUCCCUUACUUGCAAUGGAAUAAAGAUGAAAAUCAAAGGGGCAAAAUCUUUUCUGCCAUUCUAAAUGUCUUCAAUGGUAAACAGAACAAAGUAAUGUAUGAAAAAUCAAAUAAAACAUACUAGUGCCUUUAGAUUAUAUUCCAGCUAGGUGUGGUUCAAGCCUCAAAUCCAAAUAACCAUCAUGAGUGCUUAUAUACGCAGGAUAGAAUAUUAAUAAUAAUAAAUUCAUAAAUACCCUGUUAAUUUAUAAUUGACAGUAAAAGUAUACAAAGCUAAACUCAUAACAGAAUAUUCAAUUUUUAAUGUAAAAAUAGAUUAUAAGCAAAUGUGGGCCAUUAUUAAUAAAUAAGCAUAAUAAAAUUGUAAAGGGGUUAGCCGUUAUUGGAGAAAUUUACCUUUUUAUGUUUUUAAUUAGCCAUAAUAGGUAACCUAUCUUCAUUUUUCCUUGACUCUUUAAUAGUAUCAAAAUUAUUCUAGUAAAUUAAAAAAUUUAUGUAUCAACAUCUUUUGAAACAAUUUUUUAUUUAGUUAUUUGAUUCUUUCCUCAAUAAAGAUGGUUCUCAAACUUUUUUUUUUAAUGCCCUUAUAUGUGUAUGUGUGGGAAGUAGGAAAUAAGAGAUGUACUCAGGAAAUUCUGAUAGGGCAAAGGACUUUGAAGGUUUUGGAACAGAUAUGCUUGUUUCUCUUGGAGAAAAUUCUGAAGAGCCUAGGUUUUUUCCCACUACACGAGGAAAGUAUACAUUUAAACAAUGCAAUAACAUUUGCCAGCUUGUCUGCUUUGAGUUUUAAGUAAUUCAGUGCUUUGUAACUGGAUUUGGUUCUGUAUUUCCUAUUGGUUUUAAGAUAAAUUAUGUGCAUGUUUUUAAAUAAAGCUGUAACUUUUUGCAGUUUUUCCCAUCAGAUUUACUAUGUAGUUUUUAACCAACCCAUUUUUUUCUCAAUCUUUCAACAUAAUUAGAAAUGAAAAACCUUAUAGGAUUGGUGUCAAUAUUUGGAGUGUGGUUAAUGAACUACAAAUCCAAAACAUGAAAGGCUUUACUUAUCUAUAUUUCUAUGUGAGAUGGGCAAAGGAGAGUGGAUGUAUGGCAGCUGCAACAUGUGGCUAAAUGCAAGGGAUAAUAUUUACAGGCCAGAUAUUGAAAUAUUCAAAGCAUAUUGCUCAUACCAUUAGCACUGUUAACAAAACCCAGAAUAUGAUGGUUCCUUCACACUUUUUCUUAAAAAAGAGGGCUUUGUUGCAAAUAUUGGAUUUUUGUGCUCCUAUCCAUUGUUUAGUAUUGACAUAUUUAGUCAGGUUCUUAAUUAUUCCUCGCCUAUUUGCUUGUUUUAUGUGUCACAACCAGUAAUGGGUUUCAAUUUCGGCCUACUGGUUUGCUCAUGGGCGUGCACUUGCAAGCGCGCACAAGACUUCUGUGUAUGUGCAGAAGCUUCUGCACAUGUGCAGAGACGUCCGGACGGGUGGGCAGAACCUCCCACCACUACUGCUAUGGGUUCACCCAAACCAGGGCGAACCGGAAGCAACCCACCACUGGUCACAAUUAUUCAAAUCUCAGAUUUUCUUCCAACUUCUUGCACUUUUUUCCUUUGAUUUCUUCUUCUUCUUUAUAUUAGUUUGUAUUGGUUUUUUGAUUAAAAAAUUUAAUAACAAUUAUAUAUUCAAAAAUGGAUGGCCUCAGAUAGAUGGGGAAAAUAGAGCAGCUACUGUACAUAUAUGAAAAAUUUGUCAUAGACUGUAGAACAUGGGUGUCAAACUUGCCAUGUCACAUUGCCAUCACUUGAUGUAUCGCAAUGUUCUUUCCUUUCACGGAGCUGGAGUGGUGUGGCCAGCAUGUGAAGCAUCCAGCCCAAAGGCUGCCAGUUUUACAUCCCUGCUGUAGAACAACAAAUUUAAGAUGAGGAAGGAAAUUUCAUGUUUUCAGACUAAACUUGAAAAAAAUACUCUUAUUCUCCCAAGUUAUUAAUAAAACAAAGUUUAUGAAAGAACCAAUUAAUUCUUACAAUUGCAGAGGGAGAUAUCUUAAUUUUUGGAGGUAUGAAUAAAGAGAUUGACUGACUGACUGAACAAAUAUUCAAUCAAUAUGUAUGGCUGCCUAUCUCACCAAAUGACUGGGUGGUGAACAAAACUUAAAAACUAAAAACAGUAAUACAAAAUUUAAAAUACAAAGCCAAGAAUAAAUUACCUAAAUUAAUCAAUGUCCUGAAUACACUCAAGGCUUCAAGCUCAGGCAAAAACUAGGUAUUUAAAAACUUACAAAAAGCCAGAGGGAGAAUGAUCCAUAAGGCAGGUCUUCAAGACACUGCCAACCGGCACUCCUUAGCUACCAAGACCAGAAGCAUGCCUAUUCAGUUUGGUGCAGUGAUUAAGGUGCUGGCUUACAAAUCUGGAAACUGUGAAUAUUAGUCUCACUUUAGGCAUGAAAGCAUGCUGGGUGACUUUGGGCCAGCCAUUCUCUCAGUCCAACUCAUCUCGCAGAGUUGUUGUUAUGGGAAAAAUAGGAGGAGGAAGAAGUGCUGUAUUAGGUAUGUUCAUCAUCUUGAGUUAUUUGUAAACAAUAUGGGAUAAAAAUCAGAUGGGCAGAAAAACUGAGAUGAGUUAUUAUUUCUAUUUGGGAUGGAACCAAACAUGCUUUAUUUAUUAUUAAUAAAUAAUGUACUAUUUUAAAUUAAAUUAUUUUGAAUUAUAUAGUUAAAUCCAGAGAACACUGAAGAAUUGCUGAGUAGUAUGUUACUUCCAAGAUGUAUAGUUCAACACAAAUAUGUCUUUAAUCAUUCCAUAAUUUAAGACAAAACUAAAGAGGCAAUUUAAAAAAUUUAAGGUGUGGGAUAUGUCAUUUUGCAAUAUACCAGAAGACUUUUCCAAGUAAUCAUAAUUAAAACUACUAAUAAAAGAGAUUCAGGAAUAUUUUUAGCUAUAAAUUAAAAAAGAUUUUGAUUUGCCCAUAGACAUACAACCUAAUUUCUUUACUGAAUGUAGAUUAUAAACUUUUUAAAGGCAAUACUCAAAGACAAUAAAUGGUUUUUAAAUUGAAAUGAUAUAACUUAAUCAGACUGGACUUGUUCUGAUGAGACAUCAGAGACAAUCUUAUUGAUUAAAUCACACCAACAAAAACGUGGUUAUAAUCUUUGUUUAUACAGAAAACUUAUGACAAUUUAGGAUGGUUUAUGUUUGUAUUAAAAAGAUGUAGCUUUUUUUUAUGGGGAUACAGAUUAUAAAGGACAAAAUGCCAAGUUAAUAGUAAAUGGCUAUUUAACACUAAAUAAACACACACACAUUAUACAAAAGGGAAAAUACAAUAUUGUCCCCUUUUUUUACUGGCAUUAGAACUAUUAGCAAUGAAAAUUUGUCAAGAAAAUAAAACUUCUGAAAUUAUAUGCCGAUGAAAUUAUUCUCACAGUCACUCAACCGAUACUCAAUACUGUUAAUAGCAUAUAUAUUGGCAUAACUGUGACUAACAGUGGAAGAAAAACAAUACCUGCAUCUAGUAAUGGUUUUAAGACCUGAAAAUAAUUAAAUACAAUAAAAUGAUGUAUUUAAAAAUAAUUAUUUAAACAGGUGGAAAAAGGUAAGGGCACUUGUUUCAGGAGAGGAGGAAUAAACUUUCUUGAACUGCAGCCAUCAAAGUUAAUUUUUUACCAGAACUUAACUUUCCAAAUUAUUCCAAUACAUAUUGAAAAUGAGAUUCACUGACUAGCAUAAUGAACAACAUAUGGUCCAAUAAAAAUAAAACAAGGAUUAAAUUUAAUAUUGAAAAAUGAAGUGGAUUGAUGGCUGUAAAGUUUACUAUAAUGCCAGGUGCUUAAUAGAUUACAGAGUGGAUCAUAUAUCCUUAUAGCCCUAAUACAGAAGGGAUGGGAAUUCUAGUAAAUAUAAAUAUUUUUGGACUGAUAGAAUAGAAAUAAACAAUUUAUAUGAGAUCAUGCAAUAGUAAGCAAUGUAUUGAACAUUUGGAAUCAGAAUCUUGAUUGCAGUCAAUGACCCAUCAGUGAAACACUUGAAUACAUAAAAUAGAUAUUAUCCAAAUAGGUAACAUUUGUUAUUCAGCCUGCUAGACAUCUUACAUAUUAUGUAACAUAAUUUGGCAACACUUAAGGAAUAGUCAUUUGAAUCUGAGAACAAGAGGUUUAAAUAGAACUAAUUAAGUGGCCAGGGAAUUAACAGGUCCUGACAAAUGUUGGCCUUAAGUAAACAUUAUAGUAAAGUAUGUCUAAAGGUUUUUUUAGCUCCUUCACCACAUGGGUAGACUGGGUUUAAACUGAACAUUUGGAAAUAUACAGGAAAAGAAUGCCUAAGAACUUUCCCUUCUUGCUUCAUUAUUACUAAACAUUUAUUCUUAUGAAUACACAAAGAAAUUUGUUCUAUGGAAUCAAUUAGUUUAGACUGAAAGACAUUAUUAAUAACACAAAGAUAGAAAUGUUUGAGGUUCUUACUUCACAAGUGUAGUUCAUUGGACUAAUUUUAGUAUCUUCACAUAAAUAGCCCAGAAUCAUAAGAAUUGGAGAAAAAAGGAAGAAAUCUAAGAGACACAAUUGAAUUUUAAAAUCUUUUAAUACAUAAUUUAGAGCAUCUGCUAGGUCAAUUUUUUAAUAAAUUGGUGGUGCAAUAUGAUUUUAAAAAACCAAAAAGACAAAGACCACAUGAUUAUGUGGAUUUUAGAUUUGCCACAAUGGAAUUUCAAUGUAUUACAUUAACACCCAAAACUAAUUAAAGAAUAUUGGUACAAUAUAAUUAAAAUUGAUAAUUUUCUAAAAACUCACUGAAGAUGUAAUGAGCACGUGGAUCAUUUUCUGUAUCUCAUAGCAAUACUGUAGCAAUUACAAUUUU